GGGUGUGGUUGCCAGGGGGCGGGGCCCGGCCGCCGGCCAGACUUGCCACCCCAGCAGCGGCGUCUGGGGGUCUGCCCCUGCUUGCCGUUCCGGAGAGCCGGCCAUGGAGGCGUCGCGCUGUGGACUGGCUCCCCACGGGUACAGUGCCUUUGAAGACGAGACUAUGCGGCUUCGACAGCUGAAACUGGACAAUCAGAGAGCGCUGCUGGAGAAGAAGCAGAGAAAAAAGCGCCUUGAGCCACUCAUGGUGCAGCCAAACCCAGAAGCCAGGCUGCGUUGGUCCAAGCCGAGGGGUAGUGAGGACCAAACUCCUUUGGUGGAACCUUGUACCCUUCACAGCGAUGUCAUCCUGCACGGCAUUGACGGUCCAGCUGCCUCCCUGAAGCCAGACGCUCAAGAUCAGGAAACCAAAGUUCAUGUUCUCUCCGUAGGCUCUGCCACCACGGAAGAGGAGACUGAGGACAGUGCUGGAGGGGAGGGCACUGUGGAUACCGUUUCCAAGCCUGGUCUUCAGGAGAUUCUCCAAAAACACGGCAUCUCGAGCAGUUUGAACUUUGAUGAGGAAGAGACGGAUGGUGAGGAAGAAGAUGGGAAAAAAUUAAGUUCCCAUUCCCCACAUUCAGAAACAGGAAGACCCAAUUCUGCAUCUAGCCAGAAAUCGACCACAGAUACAGGGGCCACCGGAACCACCGCCCCGCGGCCGGACAACCAGCUGGGAGAGGUGGAGAACCUGGAGGACUUCGCGUACAGUCCUGCCCCGCGGGGCGUCACAGUGAAGUGUCGGAUAACGAGGUACAAGCGAGGAAUGGACCAGGGUCUCUUCCCCACCUACUACAUGUUCUUGGAAAAAGACGAAAAUCAGAAGAUAUUUCUUCUUGCAGGUAGAAAGCGGAAAAAGAGCAAAACAUCCAACUACCUUAUCUCCACCGACCCAACAAAUCUGUCUCGUGAAGGAGAAAGUUACAUCGGCAAGCUCAGAUCCAACCUCAUGGGGACCAAGUUUACCGUGUACGAUCAUGGUGUGAACCCAGUGAAGGCCCAGGGUCUGGUGGAGAAGGUGCACACCCGGCAGGAGCUGGCGGCCGUCUGUUACGAGACAAACGUACUCGGAUUUAAAGGUCCCAGGAAAAUGUCUGUGAUCAUUCCAGGGAUGAAUAUGAAUCAUGAACGAAUCCCGUUUCAGCCACGAAAUGAUCAUGAGAGCUUGCUGUCAAGAUGGCAGAACAAGAGCAUGGAGAACCUGAUCGAGCUGCACAACAAGGCCCCCGUCUGGAACGACGACACUCACUCCUACGUCCUGAACUUCCACGGCCGGGUCACGCAGGCGUCUGUGAAGAACUUCCAGAUAGUCCAUGCGAAUGACCCCGACUACAUAGUCAUGCAGUUUGGCCGUGUGGAGGACGACGUGUUCACACUGGACUACAGCUACCCGCUGUGUGCACUUCAGGCCUUUGCCAUCGGGCUCUCUAGUUUCGACAGCAAGCUUGCUUGUGAAUGAGAGGAAGGCACGUACAGGGGCGGGGUUUCUCAGCACAGAGCCGACCAGGAACACACAGCUGCUGCCCUUGCCCGAGGACAUGAAGAUUGAUGGUCUCUCCUUUCAGAACAGUUCCUGAAUGCACGUGUGUAUCCACAUGUGUGUGUAGAAACGUCUGAACAUGUCUGCACACGUGUGUGUGUGGGUACAUCUGAACAUACAUGCACACACACUGCUCCGCUGGAUUUCAUAGACUUGUCAGGGAUCCCGGGCGAGAGAUUGUUGAAAGCAGAGAGAGGCUCUCGUCUGCAGUACGUGGGUGAGUGCUGCAGUUACUGCCUGCAGCGUGAGAUCUCCCACGCCUGGAAGGUUGCAGCGGUACGAUCCUAAUGGCGAAGUACGUGCGUCUCUUUCUUUGAAGACCUUUUCAGAGAGGGCCAGCUCCCUAAGUUGCCUUUAGUCUCCAGGGCAGGGGUCUGCACACUUUUCCGUACAGAACCAACUCAGCCGCCCAACUCUGCGUUUGUGGUGCAGAAGUAGCCACAGAUAAUCCACGAAGGAAAGACCUGCUGGAAGAAGCGACAGAGACCUCAGGAAAAGGCCACCGAUCACUUAAGCUUAGGAACGGCUGGGGGGACAUUCUGGAAAGGUGGAGAACUUUCCGCAGAGUGGAAGAAAUCGGACCCCGUGAUGAGGAAGUGUAGGACCCCAAAGCUGCGUUUCCCCAAGCACUGUUGAGAUUUUUUUAAAAAAAUAAAUACCCUCUUUAUUUUACCAAGUAUAA
This is a messenger RNA of Oryctolagus cuniculus (rabbit), 2261 nucleotides long. It is a transcript of the gene TULP3, whose product is annotated as TUB like protein 3. Gene Ontology annotation, cellular component: cilium. Gene Ontology annotation, biological process: protein localization to cilium. NCBI's taxonomy places the organism in Eukaryota, Metazoa, Chordata, Mammalia, Lagomorpha, Leporidae. The record is from RefSeq and is a predicted model, not a curated record.